AUGUCCACCUCGUCACAAUCCGGCUCGUCCGCAGCCUCCCUCCGCUCUUUCAGCUCUUCCAUUCCCUCCACCAUCCCCGAAGACGACCAACUCAACAUAUCUGCCGCCACGACAGCACCACCCCCAGCCUACACGUCCCUGUUCCCCAACCAAACAACCACCACCAUUCCCGACCCCACUAACAUGAUGCGAGACCGCCGCGAGCAACCACGCUACACGACCAUCACGCUCCGCGAAAUCCGCUUCCCCAACGGCUGCCCCUGCCACCCAGCCACCCCACAAGCCGGCCGCGAAGCCGCCAUCCUCGAGCACGUCUCGGGCCUCCGCGCCGCCUGCGACUGGAUCCCGCACGCCCGGCCGCGGCUGGUCGAGGACUCUCGCAAGCGGGCCGCGGAGCUCGAACGCCAACGCGCCACCAGCCAGGGCAGCGUCUCGAGCUCCAGCUCUACCUCCAACUCCGGCGCUGGUGGCCUGCUACAGCCGCCACUGCCAUGCCAUACCACGACGACCACGUCCGUCGCUUCCAAGUCUCGAAAUCGACGCCCCUCGGCCUUCUUCUCCCGCAGAGUCUCGGGCUCGAGGUGA
Cyphellophora europaea CBS 101466 is the source of this 585-nucleotide messenger RNA. RefSeq lists its product as uncharacterized. The coding region runs from base 1 to 585 and encodes 194 amino acids. Lineage: Eukaryota; Fungi; Ascomycota; Eurotiomycetes; Chaetothyriales; Cyphellophoraceae. The record is from RefSeq and is a predicted model, not a curated record. The transcript has a single exon.